CCAGUCGCCCAUCGGAUGCAAGCUAUGUGGACAAACAGCUGCUACCUUGACGGAGAAAUCCUCGACAAGUAGCGAACACUUGGAUAAACAGCGAGAGAAGGUUGUGAACUUUUGAAUUUAGACGACUUGAAUACUUUCAACAUGAAUUAGGGAUAAGUUUCUAGAACCUGUGGAUACAUGUGGCGAUUGUUUCCUGCUUGUGAAAAAUAUWUGGAUAACUGUAUGUUGCUAUGGUGGAUGAUGUCCCAAAAUGAACACAGAUUUACAGAAGCGACUCCAAGUUCCCCAACCAAAGAUCCGCAGUCACCUAACGAUCAAGGUACAGUCCAAACUGAUGUCAAAGCCUUGUCCCUCUACCCGGGGUCCCAAACCUCCCAUCGCCCCAAAGCCCAGAUCCUCCUUAUCUGAGACAGAGCAAGAGGAGGAGCAGUGCCCCCCUCACGGUCUGAGCAAUGGAGACCUGACCUCCUCAGAGGAGGAACCUGAGGACCCCCAGGAGGUGGCAAAGGACCACGUAACCCACCCCACAGAACACAACCAGGAGGAAGCAGAACCAGAAGAAAACCUCGAUGACAUCAGAGAUGAUGAAGGGGGGAGUGAACAGGAGGAGAAGGGGGAUGAGGUAGAGAGAGAGGGAGAGGCGUUGCCCGAUGCAGCCCCAAUGGAUAACACUAGUGCUACUGAUACUCACAUUGCAGUAGAGGAGGAAAACUCUAAAGAAACAGAUGACUUGAACCUUGAGAGUGACAAUAAUGACACAUCUGUGGACCCUGAAGAUGUUUUGAUGCAGUGUCUCUCAGAGUGUGAGAGAGGGGAUGAAGAAGCAGAGUGUGUCAAAGAGCGGAGGGAGGAGGAACAGAUUUUAUCUGAAGAGACUGAAACAGCCGAGGAGCCUACUGGAUGUCCAGAAGAAGAUGUAAAAGAACCAGACACAGAGGAUUAUGAUCAUGGGAACUUCCCCAGGCAACCUGCCACAGACACUAACAGUGGGCUUGAAGAUGAGGACAGGUCCCCUGGUGGAUAUUUGUGGUGCAAGGUACCCACUGAUGAGGCUGAGGAAGAAGCAGAGGUUCUCUCACUGGGAGCACACUGCUGUACACACGCACCCGUCUGUGAGGAGUAUCCCUACGACGUGAUUGGCCCUUCAGAUGAGCCUGUUUACACAUGUGACACUGGUGAGCCCGGUGACACAGGCGUGUGGCAGCCCGAGCGUGCAACCAAGGACCCCUCUGGGCGUUUCCGUUUCUCUGGCAGCACUGAGGAUAUGUUUGGGCCUUACUCUGUCAUUGAGGCGGUGCCUGCUGACAGGAUGCGCACCGCUGAGCCUGAUGUGAAUCACGACGAUCCAUGCUGUGGUGACAAACCACACACUCCAAGGGAGAUGGACACAGCAGGCACCUUUAACCAAGAGCCUUAUUAUGUGUCAUCGGACGACGUGGCAGAGCUAGAGGAUAUACAGAAACUCUCAGAAGAGUGUGAGGUCCAGGACAGUCCUGAGCAAUCCAGACAAGACAGAGAAACAGCUAAGGAGGGUAUGGAUGAAUACGCAGACAUCAAUGACUCCCUCUGCCCAGAGGCCCAUGAUUUUCAGUAUCUGGAGGGUGCCUCAUCAGAGGACUAUGUGGAGAUUGGGGACGAUGAUGAGACGAAUGACACCGAGAGGAAGCAGAUCAGAGGGAGGAGUAUGAGAGAGAGAACAGCCAAGCGUGAGCAGGCUUUCUCCAGCCAGCGGAACAGCUGCCAGCCCCGUCUCAGGCUGUGUAACAUCACAGUGCCAGCCGACUUGGACCGGACCCGUACCCCGGAGCUCACCAACAGGGUGGUGUUCGCCCACACCACAGAGGCCUUCGAGGAGGACAUUGAGGAGCUGGACGGCCACAUCGUGCCUUAUUACGAGGACUCCAACUCAGAKAGUGAGGAGCACAUCUAUGAGGAGGCUGGCUUUGACUCUGAUGGGGAGAACUUUAUCUCUAAGAGCAUUGUGACGCGGUCACGCUCCUACUCUGGGAAAGUUCCGGGUUAUGUCCCUGAGACGGUUCCUGAGGAGACAUCAGAGUACCAGAGUACUCAUGACUACUGUACUGUGGCCUUAGAUCAAAAUGGAGAACCUCUGGUACGUCCUGAGCAGCCUGAGAUCAACAGACUCAUCCCCUCUCUGAAGCCACGCCGCUUCCUACUAUACCCACGCUCAUACUCCGUAGAGGGUCAAGAACUGUCAUCAGGCGCUCACACAGAGGCUGACCAGUCGCUGAAGGAGGAAGACAGGAUGAAAAGGACAGAUGACACCCUCUGUCUGCCAUGUGUUGUCACUUCUUCUGGAAGCUUUUCUCAACAGAGCCACCAGUCAUCCAGCGACAUUUCCACGCCUUCUCUGGUGGACAUUCCACCUCCCUUUGAAUUGGCUUACAUCACCAAGAGACCCGUCACUAAAAGCUCCCCAUCCCUCCUGGUCAGCGUCUCUCCUGAGUCCACAGACAACAAGYCCAAGAAGAAGAAGUCCUCAUUCAAGCGCUUCCUGGCCCUGAAGUUCAAGAGGAAAAUGGACACUAAAGGCUUUGGUGAUGGUAGCAGCCGCUCCUCGCGCUCCUCCUCUGAGUCCAGCCACCACGGGCCAACAAGAAUCCUAGAGCGUAGGAGCACUGGCUCCCCUCAGCCCCAGUCCCAGUCUCGCAUGUUGAAGCCCCAGCAGCGCCCUCCAGACCUGCCCUCAACCUUCCUGCCCUACAAAGAUCACAGGAAAGGAGACCCUAAAGCCUACGGAAGCAGGGGCGUGUCCAGGGUAGAGUCCUUCGAGGAGCGCUCCCGUCGCCCCCUCAUGCCCCUCCCCCUGACCAAACCCCGCUCCAUCUCCUUCCCCAAUGCAGACACAUCAGACUAUGAGAACAUCCCAGCUAUGAGCUCUGACUAUGAGAACAUCCAGAUCCCCCCUGGAGGGAGACCCACCAGAUCCAUGACUGUCACAGAGUUCUUUGAGGACCCCAACCGCAUGGUGGCCCCCUCUAAUGACAACGAUGGCUAUGUGGAUAUGAACAGCUUCCCUGGGAUCGACAGCAAACCCCAGUCACCUGAGCAGGAGCCUGAAAGUGCCUACACUGAGCCUUUCCCAGUGAACCAUACUCCAGCAGGGCUCUCAGCUGAGGAGGACCAUGGACGUACCUCAGAGGAGGAGGAGGGAGGAGUGGAGCAUGGCUACGACAAACAGAUUGAUGGGAGAUCCAGAGCCUUCUACGUCGCCAAAGAGCUGGUGGAUUCUGAGAGACUACAUGUAAAGGCCCUCAAGCUCCUUCAAGAGGACUUCAGGGCAGCAGUGUUGGAGGCGGUGGGGAGGGAUGGGGAACCUGUGGUGGAGGAACAGAGGCUGGGGGAGAUACUGGGCACGCUCCCUGAGGUCUACAUACUCCACAGCAACAUCCUCACCGAGCUGGAUGCACGCAUUAGACAGUGGGAGGAGAGCCAGCAGGUGGUGGAUGUUAUCCUGUCUCGUCAGGAGGAGUUUGCUGUGUUCGCUACCUAUAUCUCUGAGUACGACCGCAGCAUGUCCCUACUGGCAGAGAGCUGUAAACUCAACCUUGCCUUCCAUGACAUCGUCAAGCAGUUUGAGGUGCUACUCCAUCGUCCUCACCACCGUAUCCCCCGUCACUUGCCUCUGGUGGCCUCCGCUCCGCUGUGGACCCCCYCUCCUCCGGUGCACUCUCCACCCUCGAAGCAGGGCCCAGAUGGACCUCAGGUCCCACUGCGGCAUCAGCUGCUGCAGGUCAUUGUGAGAGUCCUCCAGUACCGCAUGCUGCUCACAGAAGCAGGGCCCAGAUGGACCUCAGGUCCCACUGCGGCAUCAGCUGCUGCAGGUCAUUGUGAGAGUCUCCAGUACCGCAUGCUGCUCACAGAUUACUUAAACAACUUUCCCCUGAUUCUAAAGAAUAUGAGGAUACAACAGGAUCCCUCUAUCUGCUCCACUCCCUUUAGGAUCCCUCUAUCUGCUCCACUCCCUUUAGGAUCCCUCUAUCUGCUCCACUCCCUUCAGCUUCCGGUAGCACAUCCCUUUCCGCCGCCCUCCUUCUCAUUCACAAACAGACAAGGAGAGUUUCUCUCUUUCUCUCAUGUCUCACAGGAAAAUCCCUUGUUCUCUCACUCUCCUAUCUUUAUCUCUCUCUCUCCCUUUCUCUCUGACACACAGGAGAACUUGCUGCGGCUGGUCCACAUUGAGUACAGCGUCAGAGGGAAGAGAGAUCUACUCAAGCCAGGAAGGGUGUUUGUGAAGGAAGGCACACUAAGGAAAGUGUCGAGGAAAAGCAGACAGCCCAGACACCUGUUUCUGAUGAAUGACAUGAUGCUGUACACCUACCCUCAGCAGGAUGGUAAAUACAGGCUGAAGAACACUCUCUAUCUGUCUGGGAUGAAGGUCAGUAUACCUGUCAUAGACAACGUGCUCAAUGCCCUGAGGAUCGAGGUGUCUGACGUCACCAUCACCUUGUCAGCCAGCUCCUGUGGAGAGAGGGAGGACUGGUUCCACACACUGAGUCGGGCCAUAGCAGACCAUGCUGCAGGCCUGUGUACAUUUGGUGGCCCCUGCAGUGAGGGACGUGAGAAGCUGUGGAUGGCACUGGGGGAGGCAGCUCCAGUGCUGGUGCCCGUGUCUCAUGUGAUGAUGUGUAUGAACUGUACCUCUGACUUCAGCUUGACCCUGAGACGCCACCACUGCAACGCCUGUGGGAAGGUUGUGUGUCGUGCCUGCUCCAGGAACAGGUAUCCUCUGAAGUACCUCAAAGACAGAAUGGCCAAAGUGUGUGACCACUGCUACGCUGAGCUCAGGAAGAUAGGUGUCAGUAUCUCAGGGGCGUGUGGUAACUCCAGCCCCUGCACCCACCGGGCCAGUCGGCCCCUCUCAGCUGUGUUCCAGAGCCUACAGCCCCCAAGCCUGUGGAGAAGCAGGAAGAGCACCYCCCCUCUCAACCAGGUGGCAUUGAGGGCUGAGGGCUCGGCCAUGAGUGGCAGCCUGCAACGGCGUAAGAAGAGCAAGAGGAAGUGGAAGAGGCUGUGGUUCAUCCUCAAAGACAAGGUGCUCUACACCUUCACAGCACGUGAGGACAAGGUGGCAUGUGAGAGUCUGCCCCUGCAGGGUUUCACAGUGAAGCUGACAGAGAGGCCAGAGGGUGAGGAGAGCUUCAACGUGUUUCAGCUCUACCACAAGAAGACUCUAUACUACACCUUUAGAGCAGAUGACCAGCACACUGCCCGCAGGUGGGUCAAUGCCAUGGAGGAGGCCACAGUGUUAUAACAUCUGCCUGUCUGCACAGACUGACCCUGCUGUGCAUCACUACCUACCUACGCUCUCUGUCCUGGUUUAUAGCUGUCCCUCACAAUGCCUAAAUGGAAUAUCUAAUAUCUCUCUUGAAGGACAUUGAAUAUCAUUCUUAUAAUCCAUCCCUUUAAUGCACUGGAUCAAUUCUCACUCUGRAAGAAUACACGUCUCUGUGCAAGAGCAUCUUUGACACGGCUGCCAUCUACAGGCAGAAAGAAGAUCAUGCAGACUCUGUGUGGGGCAAACAUCCAAGUGUGAGGUUACUGCUUGGGAGUCUCUAAGGUGAAAACCUCUCAGAUGAGUAUACUGCAUGCCACAACAUGCCACAAAUUCUGCUCCUGUGUCUAAAAGCUCAUAGACAAUGUGUUUUUACAACUUUUUCCAUUGACAGCCUCCAGUGCCAUGUACAUUCACACAGACUUAUCUUUACUUUCUGACACUCUUUUUCUACCAUGGAUGUGUAUGUACAUAGAACAAGUUUGUAUGGGUUUUGUUUUUGAUAUCGUAGGAUUUUUGAUGCUGUUUAAACAAUACCAAGUUAAUAUGAACAGCUUAUGUAUUGUAUGAGAACAUAUAAGAGUCAUGUCAUAUUUGGAAUAUAUAGUGUAAUAUUCAAUUCACAUAUUUUGAAGUGAGAUAUAAUAAUUAUUUGUACAGAAAUGUUAUUACAUGAUGUUUCAAGCGAGAGCCAUUUUAAUCAUAUCUUGUCCAAUGUAUUUUCUGUACUCUAUGUAAACGUACUUAUUUUACACCAUAGGUUUACACCUGUAAUAACAAUGACAGAAUGUGAAAUGUUACAGACAGUAUUAGUAUUAUUCAACAAAAUAUCAUUUUGAAGUAUAUUUCAUAGCUGAAUGUAUAGUUUUUAAACAUUUUUUAAAGGGUGACUACAUUUUUAGGGGCCAAUAGUUUCCACUUGAAUGCAGUGCCAUGUGUUAUGGCUGAAAGAAUGUGCCUGACGUGACAUUAUUAUCCUUAUUAUCAUUCAUUCAAAUUAUAAUGAAUCAGUUUAGGGGAGUAGUGAACCGCAUGUAGUUUAACUAGUAAUUUAACUAUAUUUUGCAGUAGCUUGGUGGUAGUUUAACUAAAUUCAAAUGUAGAUYGUGUUUUCAGUAGUUCAUAACUUGUAGUAAUUUUGUAAUAUGUCAUUUUUAUUAGGAUCCCCAUUAGCUAACGCCGUAACACUAGCUAAUCUUCCUGGGUCCAACACCAAUUAACAAGACAUUACAAACAACCACAAUCAAGACUUCAAACAUUCCACAAGUAGACAAUAUGGAUAAUUAAAAUACCUGACAGGAAACACAUUUAACAUUCAGUUGAUGUUUUUUAUUUUCUGUCCAGUCAUAUGGUCUAUCACAUUAGAUGUUAUUAGAUUUUUUUCUUGUAGGUGGAUUUACUUUUUGCCUGAGAAAUAUGGAUUGGUAAAAAGUUCCAUUCAGCUAURGCUCUAUAUAAAACUGUAGAUUUAAGGCGAUUUGUCCUUGGCAUGAGUUGUUUUAGCUGCCCUGAAUUUGCCUGUCUGGUUUGGUGGUUAUGUGUGUUGCUAGUAUGCACUAAUUGGACUGAAAAAUACAGUGUUUUUUUUUUUUAAAUAUAACAUUCCUAAAGAAAAUCAGAAGACUAGAUAGUAAUUUGUUUUUAACGUGAAGCCAUGAGAGAUUCUGAUGCAUUUUAAUAAUAUUCAUUCMGUUAGAGCAAUGAAGAGCUWAUCUGSCAGCCCUGUUUUGAGCCAUUUGAAGAUUUUUUAUAUCUUUCUUUGUUGCAGAUGACCAUUUAACUGGACAGUACUCUAAGUGUGAUAGGACCAGGGAUUGACCAUUUAACUGGACAGUACUCUAACUGUGAUAGGACCAGGGAUUGACCAUUUAACUGGACAGUACUCUAAGUGUGAUAGGACCAGGGAUUGAAUCACCUGAUUCAGAGUGCUAGCUGUUACAUACUCUGAACAUUUUCUUGUAACAGCAAUUCCCUUACCCAUCUUAAUAACAAUAUGAUCUAUGUGUUCUGACCAUGAUAAAGCUGCGUCCAACAUGA
This is a messenger RNA of Salvelinus sp. IW2-2015, 7333 nucleotides long. The record is from RefSeq and is a predicted model, not a curated record. Lineage: Eukaryota; Metazoa; Chordata; Actinopteri; Salmoniformes; Salmonidae.